AUAUGAUCUUUUAUUUUAAAAAAUUAUCUUCAUGAUUUUUAAAUAAUUUUUUAUUUUAAUUAUAAUUAAUUGUAUUAUAUGAUUUGUUAUUUAUUAUAUUGUAAGAAUUGUACAGUAAUAACUUGAAAUGUGUAAAAUAUUGAUAUAUUCAUGAAAAAAGAGAAGUCGUUGGUAAUUGACGGCCAAACAGAAGUAGAUGAUCUGGCCUUUGUGUCUCAUUUUGCCACAAACGAAUAUACUAAAAUAAAUGAACUAAAAACUUUUAAAAAUAAUAUCCCCAAAUCGUCAAAACCUCUGGGAUUAGAUCUAUCGCAACUCAAUCUUGAAAACGAGGAUAUUGAUUUUUCAGAUUCCGAUGUUGAAUAUGAGUCACUAAAGGACGUUUUAUCCCCAAAUCAAAUUCAUACAGCACAAUUAACCCCUGAUUUUAAGGAUCCACUAGAUAAUCUAAGGAUAAUUGAUACUGUUGAUUUGCCCGAAAAGGUAUCUGAAGAAUUGCCGAUUAGUAGAAUUGGAACCUGUAAAUCAUUCUUUGAUGAUAUUCUCAUUAUACACUCUUCACCAGGUAGUGGAGUGUUAGAUUUGGGUUCAAUAAUAUGUAAAGAUGAUAGAACAAUCUUGGGCACGGUAAAUGAUACUUUUGGACCUACGGAUCACCCAUAUUAUAUGGUCAUUCUUACAAACAAAUCAUCAUCAAUACAACCGGAUGAAUUAUUAUACUGUGACGUGAAACAUAGUACAUUUAUUGGUGAUCAAACUUCACAUACAGAUACUGUUGAUGAAUCGGAAGAUGAACAGUUAGAAGAAAAGUGUUUUAAUAAAUUAAAGCAAUCCUAUAAAGAUUUGUAAAACGUUUAUUUAGUAAUUUGAUUUUUUUACACAA
This is a messenger RNA of Theileria parva strain Muguga, 883 nucleotides long. Its product is annotated as Gar1/Naf1 RNA binding region family protein. The record is from RefSeq and is a predicted model, not a curated record. Gene Ontology annotation, biological process: box H/ACA snoRNP assembly; ribosome biogenesis; pseudouridine synthesis. The transcript is spliced from 8 exons. Bases 151 to 849 code for a protein of 232 amino acids. Gene Ontology annotation, molecular function: RNA binding. Gene Ontology annotation, cellular component: sno(s)RNA-containing ribonucleoprotein complex. Lineage: Eukaryota; Apicomplexa; Aconoidasida; Piroplasmida; Theileriidae.